This is a messenger RNA of Closterium sp. NIES-67, 2940 nucleotides long. The record is from the annotation of a GenBank genome assembly. NCBI's taxonomy places the organism in Eukaryota, Viridiplantae, Streptophyta, Zygnematophyceae, Desmidiales, Closteriaceae.
AGGUUUUGGCCGGAGGCACUGCAAACAUCUCGGUUCCACCAGCUCCUUCACGCCUGCGUCAGUGUAGUGUCCCGCCUGACUUCGGGUUUCCGCAGCCUCCCACACUUCCUCCCGCCACUCCCCUUCACUCUCACUCUUCCGGUCCUCUUAGUGGCUGGCUUCCGUUGUCUGUCUCUUGUUCUGAUCUUGUUCACAUUCCGAAGGCUACUUAUGGCUAGUCGGAAGAAGCCCUUAUCGGAGCAGCUGGCGGAGCUGCUAACCCCUGCGCCCACCGCGGGGCACGAGGACCCGGAGGACGCGCAGGGGUUCGGCGCAGAGGCGCGCGCGAUCUUCGGCGGAGACGCGUCGGCGGAAGCGGGGGAAGGAUGGGGCGCGGCGGAAGCGGGGGUCGUGCGCGAGGGGGAGGCUGGCGCGGGGCGGAAGCGCGGGGAACGCAGGUCCGCGGCGAAGGAGAAGGGGCUGAACCUGCGCGGGAAUCUGGUGAUGGAGGGGAAAGAGUAUGGCGGGAAUAGGAGCAGCAGAUCGGCGCUGUUCGAUGGGUGGGCGGAUGACGUGGAGAAUGACGACGAUGACGUGGAGGAGGAGGAUGAUGACGUGGAGGAGGAUGGAGGGGAGGGUGAGGAAGAAGAGGAAGCGGGGCGAGUCGAUGCAGAUAUGGAGCCCAUGUCAGGUGAUGAGGAUAACGAGGAUGAUCCUAACGAGGAUGAAGAAGAGGAUAACGAGGAUGGUGAUGAUAGUUUCGGUGACGAGGAUGACGAUAACGAGGACGAGGAGGACGCGCUAGAAGGGAGCGAGGGGGAAGGCGAGGACAGCGAGGGGUUGAGGGGUUUAGCAGCGGCAGCGCGAGCCACGAUGGAUAUGGGUAUGGAGGCUCUAGAUCGCGAUUUUGAGGCCGCUUUGAAAGACGAGUUUCGCCCCGCUGGUACUAUAGCGGGGCGGGAUCCUAGUGCUAGUAACGAGGACGAUGCUGACGAGGAUGGGGACCGGCAAGAUCAGGGCGACGGCGGCGCGCCUGUGGCUAUAGCGAAGAGUGUUUUUAAAGGGGCUGUUCGUGACGAGGACAAGGGCCGCGCGGUAGCCGCGCAACGGGCGCUGUGGGACCGCGCGCUGGAGCUCCGCAUUGCCCUGCAGCGCCCGCUGCAGUCCGCGUGCCGCCUCCCCCACGCGCGCGCGCACGCCGCCUACGCGGCUGUAGCUCCGGACGUGGCGGCGCAGUUCCAGGCUGUAGCGGCCGGCACGCGGACGGCAAUCCGGCAGUUCCUGACGCUCCAGGACGAGCUGUUCAGGCGGAACGCGGCGGUUGAUGGCGCGUUCAAGGCCGCGCGGGAGGCGAUGGGGGGAGCGCGGGGAGGCGGAGACGGACGCGGGGAAGGAGAGGGCGGUCAGGGGGAAGGAGACGGAGGAGAGGGGGAUGGGGGCAGGGGUGGGGGUUUAAGCGGGGUUUCGGGGCUGGGUUUGGAUUUGGGAGGGAUUGAGAGUGGGAGCAGCGGGGAGGUGUGGGAGCAGAUCUCGAGGACGUACGAGCGAUUCAGGCCCUUCUCGCAGAGCUCCAUUGACAGGUGGCACCGCAAAACCCUCCUGACUUCUGGAGCCAUGGCUGCCAGUCGCAGCAGCAGCCGCCUGAGGGCGCUCAACCAGAGCGUCUCCCAGCAGGUGGCGGCGGCUCUUCGUGCACCCGAUCGCCUCAUCCAACGGUCCAGAUUGCCCCGUGAGGCUGUCAGGGUGAUCGGCGCCAAAGCUGUUGCUGCUGCUGGAAAGAAGCGGAAGGGGCCGGAUGGGGUGGCUGGAGAGGAGGAAGGGGGUACGGAGGGUGAGAAGAGAGCAGUGAAUGGUAAAGUGCAGGGAGAGCAGGGUGGGGAGGAGGAGGAGGAGGAGGAGGAGGAGGAGGAGGAGGAGGAGGAGGAGGAGGAGGAGGAGGAGGAGGAGGAGGAGGAGGAGGAGGAGGAGGAGGAGGAGGAGGAGGAGGAGGAGGAGGAGGAGGAGGAGGAGGAGGAGGAGGAGGAGGGUGGGGACGAGGGGAGACAGGAGGUGGAGGAAGAAGAGAAUCAGGAGGAGGAAGGGGAGGAGCAAGAGGAGGAGGAGGAAUGGGAUGCGGAGACAUACGAUGACACGGAGUUUUACCAGCAGCUGCUGCGGGAGUUCCUCGACUCGUCCCGCCUCGAGGAGAUGGGCAUCGCAGGGCUGCAGGUGGUGCGGCGGCUGCGCGGCAAGAAGUCCAAAGUGGUGGACCGGAGAGCCUCCAAGGGGAGGAAGGUGCGGUACGUGCCCAUGCCAGCUCUCGUGAAUUUCAUGGCCCCGGAGCCGGUUCAGCUGCCCCCGGUUGUGGAACGGUUGUUUGGGAACCUGUUCGGGCAGGUACAUGGAAAGAAGUAGCUGCCCGUAUUGCAGAACUGUACUGCCGCCAAGAUGACUUGUGAGUCGAUUCAAUGCCGGCUGUCAUGAUAUUCACGGCCCUGGAGGCGGUGCAGUUGGAGCUGGCCCCGGUUGCAUAUCGGUUGUUUGGGAACCUGUGGGCAGCAGUAGGUGAUAUUAAGCUGUAACUGGACUUGAUUGAUACGUAACACUUUGAUUGGAGGUGCGGCAUGUGCAGAUGCCAGCUCUCGCGUGAUUCUUUUUUGGCCCUAUACCUGGUGCAGCGGCGGCGGGUUGUUGAGAGUUGUUCUGAGGUGGUUUGGUAAGUACAGCAACGAUGCAGUAAUGAGCCAGUUAUUAAGGCCAUUUCACCCUGAUUACCCUUGCCAAGUAUACCCUGAUUCAUAAUGGUGCCCCAAAACCAUCUCUGGCCCUGGUAGUAGUGAUGCAGUUAUGGAGUGUUGGAUGUGCAAUAAGGUACCUCAGCUGUUUGGUGCUGACAACAUGAAGCGCCUGCCGGCUGUUGUGGAUCAGUUGUAUUGGAACCUUUUUUGACAGCCACGAGUGCAAUAUAUAUAUGCUGAUUUG